Molecule: messenger RNA, 13797 nt
Organism: Athalia rosae (coleseed sawfly)
Lineage: Eukaryota; Metazoa; Arthropoda; Insecta; Hymenoptera; Athaliidae
Gene: eIF5B
Product: eukaryotic translation initiation factor 5B
Exons: 18
Coding region: 2400-5951 (1183 amino acids)
Molecular function (GO): GTP binding; GTPase activity; translation initiation factor activity
Source: RefSeq, a predicted model, not a curated record
UCGAACUUCGAAUCUUCUGGUUGUUCUCCGUGUAACUCGCUGUGAAUUGAACUUUACCUUAUAUUAACGAAUUCUGAAUCUUGUGAUAAUCAAACAACGAAUCCUGACUCAUUGACGUGUUUAACGCCACUGAAUCAAACGCAUUGAAAAUGGUGAUACAUAUCAAUAGUGGCGAUACUGGACGCAACAAGUUAGAGCCGGUAGCCAUUGUGAAUAAUUUUCGAAUUCUUCCCGCAACUUGAGCAUCUCCGCAGACGAUUUGGAGUGCAUAAUCGGUGCAUACAAAUAUCUAGGAGCAUUCGUACUGGAUCACCGCUCUUUCUACGACGAAAAUUUAUUAGUUUUGAUCUCAUUAAUUUUCUCUCAAUUUCUCUGCAACGGAAUUUCAUCGGGUGUCUUCGGCUUCACUCGUAACGUUCCGUUUACCCGCUCAAACUGCUCCGCAACAAAAAUUACCGCGUAUUGUGAUUCUCAUACUCAACUUCUCAUCGUACCACCCUGACUACAUUCAACCCACUAUACUCAACAUACAAUGGUUCAACCCCCUACACAGCUGUAGUCAUCAGGGAUGCAGAGACAUCCGGGUAAAAUCCGAGACCCCUGAUCUCUGGAACCAGAUCGGGUCCGGUCUUGGUACCGGCAGCGAUGGGUAAGUCCCAGCACUUAGAUUUCCUCGAUUUCUUUGCCAGCUCACACGAUGGUGAACACUGGCAUCGAGGUCGUUGUACAAUAUUUAUUUUUAACAAUGCUAAUUCCCUUCCUCAUUUUAUGUGGCGUGUCGGUACUUUUAGAUUUUAAAACAAAUUUUAGCGAUUGAUUUCUUUGCGUCUAUCACUCAACGGUACAGAAAAUUUAGUCGUUCGAACGGUGGUUCUUUACCAUAGUAUCAAUUUCUAUAUGAAUCGGGGUUUUCGUCAGUAAAAUCAUUUCUUGGAUAAAUAUAGGUGAAAGGCAGGUAUAGGUAAAUUCAUGCAUCGCGAAGGGUUUCUAUUUGGCAUGUAUGAGGAGUGUGUACGCGAGUGUGCAACUAAUAGUUUCAACCGUUGGGUGGGAUGUGGGCUUAACUAAAUGGGCAGGCAAGAAAUCGGAAGUAUGUACAUCUUUUCUUUCCACAGCAAUUCCACAGCCUUCCAAUAAUUCACGAACCCAAUCAGACAAAUUAAAUAAACUAAGUUUUCUGCUUUCCUGUAAUAUUUGUGUUCACUUGGAAUGGGCAAAAUGCGUCCCUCUUGCUCUCCGUACCAUCGUGGUGUAUGGAAGAGAGGUGGACGUUGAGCCGAAGACUUCGCGUCAAAGAGGAUCGCCGGCCGCCACGCCACAAAUUUGUAAACCUUUCUCCUUUCCACUCCCCUAUUCUAUUGGGAAUAGAAGGAUGCGAUUAAAAAUUGCACUACUUCGAUUUCCAAUAGCAUAAAUAUUCCAACUCUGACGCUGCUCGCACGGGUAAAGCGCGAGGAGGAGGAAUCGCAUGUUAUCACUGCAUGUUAUGUGUUAGUAUAUUGAAUUUUUUAUAUUCCCAUUUGGGCCAUUUUUAAAACAAUGACUAGCGUGACUUGCCAUCUUGCAAGGCGCUUUAAUAACUUGAUUUGAGAGACUUUCUUCCAGGAAUUUAAAGUAAAAUGAAAACCCAAGUUCCGUUGCUGCUGCUCGUAUGCGCGCAGACUUGGCACUUAAAACAUAAAUGUCAACGCUUUAUGCGUUUUAAACCCAAAAACCGAAAAAUUGUGAGGAAUCAAGUACUAUCGCACCUUUUUGUGCGUGGUACUUGACUUCCACGGGAUUAUUUUUAAGCUACUAAACAAAAUUUUAUCUUUCAGAUUGUUAGUUUUUUAAUUCACUAGAAUUAACGCCAAUAAAAUUUUCUUACAGGUCCUACUCGAUAGAUCUCAGUCUCGAUACUAAUCAGACUUUUUUUUACCGUUCGUGAUCCAAUUUAUUAGUUUUAAUACUAAUCAAAUGUCUUUUGCAGGUUGUCUCUAGCUACUAAUCCAGUUUGCUUUCUGAUUUCAGAAAUCCGUUGUCUCUGAGAACUCUCCAAGUUUUUUUUUCCAGAUCCUUGAUUUUAAUAUACGAAUCAUAUGUUUACGGUUGAUACGGGACCUUGCUACGAAAGCCUGAUGGGGACAGAAUAAACUAAGGAUUAACAAUGUUUUAAUCAUUUUUCAUAAAUUCUUUUACAAAUUUGAAAAUAAUGUCACGCGGAUAGUUGUAUAUCGACGCUGAUGCAGUUCGGAAUAUCGACACAUGGAGUCAGUGAGAUGUCCCCACCGGGCUUCCGUGUAAAAACCGGUGCUCGUGAUCAUCGCUGACGGACUAAUUCCAUUUACAUGUUUAAAAAACUUGCUGUGAAAGAAUAUUAUACGCGUAAAAAGCUAUCAAAAAAGUUGUCAUAGAUAAAAAUGGGUAAAGCAAAGAAAGGGAAACGAGCUGGCAAGGAGGAGGAGAUGGACAGUGAUGUUGAUAUGGAAGACCAAGCAGUUGAUGAACCUGUGAAAGUUAAAGCCAAAGGAAAGGACAAGAAAAAGAAGCAGGGGGUUGAUGGUAGUUCUGAGAAAACAGAUAGUAAAAAGAAAGAAUCUGCAGAUGAAUCGGAAGAUGAAGAGCCCAGGCCUAAGGCAAAAUCAAAAAAAGGAAAAAAGGCACAAGAUUCAGAUGACGAGUUUGAGAUAGAAAAACCAAAAGUAGUUGCUAAAAAAAACGUAAAAGCAAAAGGUGGAUUUGCUUUACUUCAGAUGGAGGGAGAUGAUAAUGAUGAAGAUAUAGAACAAUCAAGUGACAAUGACUCUGAGGAAACUGUGACAAUACAAAAAGCUAAACCACAACAACAGAAAAAACAAGAGCCCCAAGGAAAGAAAGGAAAAAAAGGUAAAAAGAAGCGUAAUGACAGUGAUGAUGACAUAGAAAAAGUAUUAGCCGAAUUAGAGUUGGAAUAUUCUGGUCAAACGAAAGAUACUCGAGUUGAAGUGAAAGAAGUGACGGUUGUAGGGACCGACGAUUCAGUUACCAAGUCAAAGCAAAAGGAUGCAGAUGAUUUUGAAGAUAAAGAUAAUGAGAUAAAUGACAACGAAGGUGAAGGUGGAACUGUAAAAACUGCUGCACAAAAAAAGAAAGAAAAGAAAGAACGAGAGCGACAGAAAAAAUUAGCCCAGAAAAAAGCAGAGGUUGCGAAAAAGUCUGAAGGCACCACUGUAUCACAGGAAGAAAAGUCGACAGAGCAGAUCAAAGCUGCACCCAAACCUGCUGACAAGCAGAUUGAACAUCGAGAAAAGGAUGGGGAAGGUGAGGAGGGUGGUGAGGAUGACGUCGCCGAGGAAGAUGGAAAGAAGAAGAAAAAAAAGGGAACCAAGGAAGAUCCAAAGGACAAAGCAAAAGGCAAAGGUCCAGCCAAAAAAACUAUAGCUGCAAUGCAGGAGGCUCUGAAGAAACUCAAAGAGGAUGAAGAGAGAUUGCAGCGUGAAGAGGAAGAGAGAGUUAGGGAAGAAGAAGCUCGGGAGGCUGCAAGAUUGGAGCAGUUGCAAUUGGAGCAAGAACGCAAAGAGAAAAAGAAAUUGAAGGAGAAACAGCGCAAAGAGCGAUUGAAGGCAGAAGGAAAACUCCUUACCAAUAAACAAAAGUUGGACAGAGCAAGGGCACAGGCAAUGAUUGAUGCUCUGAAAGCUAAGGGUGUAGAUUUGCCAGAUGUCGGCGAGAAGAAAGCAAGGCCGGGUACCAGAGUCAGACCUAGCAAAGUGAAACAGCAGCUGAGCACCGAAGAAAAAGAAAGGGAUGACGAAAAAAAAGAUGAGAGUAAUGAUGAUUCUGAACAAGUGCAGGUGGAAAUAGUAGAUCAGCAGGUGCCAGAAGAACCGAAAACGGAGGCUGAAGUUAAGGACUCUUGGGAUGCUGAAUCCACAGAAGAGGAACAUGAAGAAGAUCAAUCGGAACAGAUAGUGAAACCGACGAAACCGGUAUCGCAAGAAACAACUAAACAGCGACAAGUUGUGAGCAAAAAGGAAUCGUCUGAAAGUGAAUCGGAUACUGUCAGCGGAAGCGAAUCUGAAUCAGAAUCUGACUCGGAUGAGGACAGUGAACCCGAUGACAAAAUGACCGAUGCCGAACGCAAAAAAGAAAAGGCCAGGAUUAGGAUACAAACUCGCAGGAUUCAGGCGGAAAAAAAUAAAACGCUCGAUAAUCUUCGAGCAGCUGUAGUGUGCGUCUUAGGUCACGUUGAUACGGGAAAAACAAAAAUUUUAGACAAACUUAGAAGAACUAACGUUCAGGAUGGAGAAGCGGGCGGCAUCACUCAACAAAUUGGUGCAACUAACGUCCCCAUAGAGGCAAUUCAAGAAUCUACUAGAUACGUCAAAGGGUUUGCGGAUAAGAAGUUCAAGAUCCCUGGUCUCCUAAUCAUAGACACACCUGGGCACGAGUCGUUUAGUAAUUUGCGAAAUAGGGGUUCUUCUCUAUGUGACAUUGCUAUCUUAGUGGUCGACAUUAUGCACGGAUUAGAACCACAAACUAUCGAAAGUAUCAAUUUGCUCAAAGCUAAAAAAUGCCCGUUCGUCGUUGCCCUCAACAAAAUCGAUAGGUUAUACGAUUGGCAAACAAUGAGCCGGAAGGAUGUACAGGAUAUAGUAAAAAAUCAAGCACCCAAUACUCAGCGAGAAUUCGAAGCACGCACAAAGGAAGUAAUAGUCCAAUUUGCGGAACAAGGAUUGAACGCGGCAGUAUUUUAUGAAAAUCCAGAUCCUCGUAGUUACAUAUCAUUGGUCCCAACCAGUGCUGUAACAGGCGAGGGUAUGGGUAACCUUCUCGGGCUAGUGGUUGACGCAUGUCAAGGGCCGUUGGCUAAGCGACUUAUGUUCAGUGAAGAAUUACAAGCAACGGUAUUAGAGGUGAAAGCCCUUCCCGGCCUAGGCACGACGAUAGACUGUAUUCUUGUCAAUGGCACAUUACGGGAAGGUGAUACUAUGAUAGUCGCCGGUACAGACGGACCGAUCGUAACACAAAUUCGCUCCUUACUAAUGCCGCAACCGCUCAAAGAGCUCAGAGUCAAGAACGCUUACAUAGAAUAUCGGGAAAUAAAAGCAGCCCAAGGUGUCAAAAUUGCUGCCAAGGACCUAGAGAAAGCCAUAGCAGGUUUAAAUCUACAAGUCGCACAAAAGGCAGACGAAGUUGAAUUGCUCAGGGAAGAAACCGCCCGGGAGUUGACCAGCGCUCUAGGACAUAUAAAACUUGCGGAACGUGGUGUUUAUGUCCAAGCCUCAACUCUAGGAGCCUUAGAAGCCCUACUAGAUUUUCUCAAAAGCAGUAAAAUUCCGUAUGCCGGAAUUCGAAUCGGUCCAGUCGUCAAAAAGGACAUCAUGAAGGCGUCCAUUAUGCUCGAACACGAUAGCCAGUACGCUACGAUAUUGGCUUUCGACGUUAAAAUAGAAAAGGACGCACAGGAUCUCGCCGAUUCUGUGGGGGUGAAAAUUUUCCAAGCUGACAUUAUUUAUCAUCUCUUCGACAAAUUCACCGCCUACAGAGAAGAACUGAAACAGAGAAAACGAGAUGAGAACAAACACAUCGCUGUCUUCCCCUGCAAACUUAAAGUUCUUCCUCAGUUCAUCUUCAACUCUCGAGACCCCAUCGUAAUCGGCGUGAUGGUCGAAGCUGGAGUGGUGAAAGAAGGAACACCGAUCUGCGUACCGAGUAAAGAGUUCGUCGAUCUUGGAAUUGUCACGAGUAUAGAGUACAACCAUAAGCCUGUAGAAACGGCGAGGAAAGGACAGGAAGUCUGCAUAAAGAUAGAAUCGGUACCGGGCGAAGCCCCGAAAAUGUUCGGACGACAUUUUGACGAAAAAGAUUUUCUCGUCAGCAAGAUAAGCAGACAGAGUAUCGACGCCUGCAAGGAUUACUUUAGGGACGAUCUUCACAAAACCGAUUGGCAAUUGAUGGUCGAAUUGAAAAAGCUCUUCCAAAUUCUCUAGUCGUAAGAGAUAAGGCUUUAUGCAUAUAAUAUACGAUACAAAUUGAUCGAGAUUAACGGUAAAUAUAAUACGACUAUAAUGUACGAGUAUGAUUUACAAAUCACGUACAUAGGUAAUACGAUUAUCGCGAAAAAAGUCAUACCACAUCACAUAAACGAAUACAGUAUACCCACCCCUAUUUCAAUAUCUACUGUUCGCUUAUGAAGUCGUCCUGAUUCACGACGCGCAAUGACCGAAAUCACGUUGUAUUACAUAUGCAUAAGUACACGUGUACUAUUCUCUCAUCGACACACGUAUAUAGUGUCUCAAGAUAUACCUAUACCCUCUCAUUAACACAUACACAUAAAUAUCCCACAGGAAUCAUCGUAAUAAUAAUAAUACUAGUAAUAGUAAUAGUAAUAGUAAUAAAUUUUAAAACAGGAAGCACAUACACAUAUAUAUACACGGGGUGAUUCGGAAAUUGAAAGGUGAAGAGGUAAAAUUGAUCGCGGAUUAUUAUCUUGUGCGAGGCUAUGUUAUAGAUAUGUGUACAGUAUUUCGGCGUGAAGGUUUGUCAAUGAAUUUUGAAGUUUUCCUCUUCUGCCCCCUCAUGACAUGACUAAUUUUCUAUGUAUAUGCGUCCAUGCGUAUGUACAACAUAUUUUUAUCUACGCAUUAUUAUAUGCGAGCCUUACGAAACUUUUAGUAUAACGGAGUCAUAUAAUUUCAUAAAUCAACCGGAUACAGUUGUCGACUAAUUUUCACUUCCGGGAAGCGUGCGUAGCGUGGUUCAUGUACAUUUAAACGCAUAUAGGUAUAUACCUACGGUGAAUUUAUGUUACAACAUGACGUUUUAUUGUAAGAGAAUUUCUAUCUAUACACAUUAUAUUAACUGCAGAUGUCUGAUAAAUGGCGUUUCUUGUUUAUUGAUUUGAAUUACAUAUGUAUACAUCAAAAUUACACCGUAAUUCAGAUCUGCAUUAUUAUUAGAAAAAGAAGACGCCUCUUCGAUGAGAAAAUAAGGUUAUGAAAGCGAAAAAAAAAUUAGAUCUAAAGAAGUGAAGAGAUAUCAUUUUGCAUGGGGAUGUGAGAGCGACGAAAGAAUCGAAGAAUUGGGUACACAUGGAGAGAUCAUAAAUGGCAGAAUAAGACGGAACGCGAUGAGAAAUAAGUUGGCAUCAAAUAUCCCUAACGGAAAUUUACGUGCGAUCGAUGCAGAUCGAACCGCUCCCGAUCCCUACCUCUGCCGCGCACUGCUGUAAAUUCCCCCUAGGGUUAUAUUUAGUGCCAACCUAAAUCUCAUCACGUAGUAUCUAACUACACCACUUGUGAUUGAAUCAUGUGUACACGUAUGCCGCAGUAUUGAGAGAAUAUCCAUUUGUAAUAUAGCAUAUUCUGCUCUACAAUUAUGCGACUGUAUAAUAGAUAAGUAAUACACUUAUAAAUAUUUACUUAAUUGGUUUAAAUAUUCUUAUCAAAAUCUCCACACAUGAAGUGACCGCAAGACCGGAUGUUUUGUUAGAUUAUAUAAAUACGCAUGUGUAAAUACAUGUACUAUAUAGCACACGUAGAAAGAACAAAACGAUAAGGGAAAAAUUAUCCUUUUCGAGAUCGAAUCGUGAGUAUCUAGGCGUAUGCGACGUAUGCGUAUGUGUGAACGUUGAUAAUGUCAAUGAAAGUCGUGCGAUUCGAUAGCGUGAAUCGUUAUGAUCCAGCGUCAUAAAACUUUCGACACCUGGUAUUAUGCGCCGUUGUUUUAUCUUUUCAUUGUCAAACAGGAAGUUAUGUAUGCCUCGGUUGGUUUUUUAGAAUGAAAAAUAGCAUGUAUAUACGGCGAACACCGAAAAAAAAAACUUUUUUUCGUAUUUUUUUUCUCUUCUAUGAAUUUCGUUACCCCUUGAAUGAAUUUAGAUUUCAUGAGUACACCUAUGUAUAAUGUAUAACUACAGUAUGUACGCGCAAUGAUUCGGUUAAAUUUUUUUAUAUCUUAUUUUUCUCCGUUUCAAACAAAUUUCUCACACCCGAUCCAAAUCACACGAAUCAAUAAUUUCUCAUAUCGCCACGCGAUGCGAUGCGAUGCGGAGGGAAAUAAAUUAAUAUAUUUCAGAGGGUGAUGCAAAAUUUUAAUUACUAUUGAAAACACCUCAUAAUAUCGAUAAAAAUGUGAAUUGCGAGGAGGGGUAGGAAAAGAACAUUAUUAGACAAGGAAAAAUUAAGUGUGGAGGAUACCGAGAUCGUACGUUACUAUGCUCGCCGCAUGCAACCGCUAGCGAGUACCUCGUAUGGUGAUGAAAAAAAUUACGGAACAAAAAAAAAGAAAAAGAAAAUGGAGUAAACCGGAAGAAUGAAUUGUGUCGCGUGGGGGCUAUGUUGAACAUAGUAUAGGAUAACGAAUUUAUUAAAAGUAUAGCUCGACACGUGACAAGAAUACCGUUGGUUGACUCCUCGGUUGACUCGAGCUUGUCAGAAAUAAAAAAAUCCAAGUUAUUUUUUUUGUUGUUUUUUCAUUACAUAUAUGCGAAUCGUAGUAGAAUUGCAUGACACAAUGCGUGUAUCAAAAAAAAAGGAAAGAAAAAGUAGUAAAAAAAAUUAUAGUAAGAAUUGAGGGUGGAAAGUUUCAAUGCCCCAUAUAUAGAGAAUACAUAUGAACUCUAUAUAUGUAAUGUGUAUGUAUGUAUCAGCUAUAUAAAUAUAUAUAAUGAGGCGCGUUUAUAUAGGUACGUACGUGUGUAUUGUACAUAUCGCCACCCAUCGAUUGAAAUCGUAUGAUGAUUACCGCCGAUAUGAUGAUGAUGAUUUUUAAUUAUUAUUCUUACUGCAAUUACUACAAUUAUACAAUGGGUGAAACGUCAUGUACCUAUACUCAUAGUUAUCUGUACGUGUAUAUAGACAUGCACCCAUACAUCCGUAAACAUAUUAAAAUACAUGUAUGUAAGUAUGCGUGUGUGUUUUAUAUGUAAUGAACUCUUGAUUAAGAAAAAAAAAAACAAAAAUCAAAAGAACAAAGGGAAUUUUGAAAUAUGAAUAACAAAAAAAAAAAAAAACGAAUGAAUAUACAACUGAUUGCAUAUUCUUCGCAAUGAAAAUUGAAACAAUGAAUGUUAGGCGAAAUAAAAAAUGCGAGAAAAAAACGAAAGAACUAAAAUUAAACGUAUAUAUGUAUACUUUUAAUCACCUGAAAAUUCCACAAACUGUUUUGAUUUUUUUCAUUGAUUUGAGAAACACGUUUAUUUAUUUAUCGCUAUUUUUCAAGGCAGUGCAGGUUCUAGUUGAUUAGUACGUCUACUUUAUAUUUAACGCAUCUACAUAAUGGUCUGAAUUGAUCUUGAAAUUGCAACGAUCGAGUUAUCACCAGUUAAUCAUUUUCCCAAAAUUGUCUUUUCUGAGGACAAAAUAUGUAGAGAAACAGUCGCUCGAGCGAUCAGAAAGAUAUGAAAUUUUCGCCCCCCCCAGUUAUCGCAACAACCAUUCCAUAUCUGUUUUUUCUGAUUUCCGACCGACCGAUGUAAGUUUUAUAAUAGUAUUAUUUGGCCAAAGUGAAAACCUGCGUACGGAGUGAGGUGUUAAAAUAUACAUAUAUGUUUGGAUUUCGUGUAGUUUAAUAUCUCGGCGAUGUUAUCUCCACGUAUAUUGCGCGUAGGCGUUCUCCGAACUAUGAAUAUAUAGUUGCGCGCCUAUAACAUAUCGAUAUUUAUCUAUUGAUACAAUAUCAUCCGCAUAUAUCGCACGAUUACAAUAUAUCGUUAACGCUCACAUAUGUGUAACGUGAUACGUGUUAACGGUGAAGGAUAUACAGACGUGAUUAAUAUACGUAUACGUACGCGUUACCACUGACGGAAGAAGCGACUCGCGUUCGCGGGUUUUUGACGCUGCCGGUUGUUGUUGUUCAAACGCGACUACAUUAAAUACGAAGUUCCUUUCCUAUUACACGAGAAUUUCCAUGAAUGAAAUUUGCAAGACAUCGCGUUCUAUUCAAUGGACAAUAAACGCGUCUUGACCGUCACGACCACUACCAGUGAACGUCGAAGCGAAUAUGUGUAACGUUCAUGUACGCACGACACUUACGUAAGAAACUCCGCGCGUAAUCUGUCUACCAAUACUACUGGUACAUAACGAACUUGUCCUUGUAUAACGGUAAUAACGAACCAGAAGGCAUACUGCUAGUACGUAGCGUCGGAUUAGAACGGAACUCGAAUUCGAUCAAACAUCAUUCACACGUCGUCCUAUACGCGCGGCGCGCCUCGACGCUAAGUGAAUUCAUUCAUUCGUCCGUAUUCAUUCAUAUGUGUCGAUGGAGUUGCUUCGCACAUCGCUACACUUCUCGUUGCCAUUAGCUUCUGUUUGUCGCAAUGGUGAGGAACGUUCCUCGCGAUUUUUACGUUUCACAUAGAUACUUAUUUAUGUAGAAACGAACGAGGUCCGUCAUCCGCACGUCCAUACUUUAUGGGAAAAGAAAAACGGACUUCGCUGCUGCCUUUCCUAUAGCGCAUACAGAGCGAUGUAAUGAGAAGUUCUGCGAGAGGUGUAGCGAUUUUGCAGAUGAUCAUACGUUUCACUAUCUCAUAUUCUCAGUGAGAGGCAAAAACACAUCUGAGUUUCGCGAGUCGUAAAAAAUUUUAUACGGAUUCUGUAAAGUUUCGAGAAUAACCUUUUUUUAAACUUCACCCACGAACUUCCGGUAACCGAAACGUACGUACAUCGUAUACAGAUAAUAAUAGUUUGGUUAAAUACGCGUAGGUUGCCAAACGGUAUUUUGUAUGUACUGUCCUUAUAAGCGGCCUAGGUUUCGCUGGCCUACAUGAUUAUUCGCAUAAAAACUUUUGUGCAGUUUAUGCGUCCAGCUAUACUUGCGUGUAUACCGAUAGGCAUUUGAACACGUGUAACGUAAAUGCGCAUUGCAUUAUACGGACCCGUAUGUAUAUCUCGCGAAGUAUGGGAACUUUUAAUACUGGACACGUGUAUAUUAUUCCGGAUAUAUCACUCAUACAUAUCCGCGUCAGUAACGACGAACUUGUUAUCGGCGCAACCAGGUGCCUAAUUAUUCAUUGCGAAUCGCGAUUCGAAUAUCGUCAUCUUAUUUUCAAUGUAUUGUUUUUCCGUCGAAAGAGAAUAUCGCCCUGGAGUCACCCCGUAUCUCGUCAAAAUCGCCCAAAAAAUGUGCGGUUUCUCCCUCGCGGAGUCGUCGAUGACGUAGAAAUUGACUUUCGCGCUUUUCGUCGCACUCAACCGUUCACCCGUAACCUGCAUCCCUCGGCGUUGCGCUUUUCGUGCAUAUAUCACACGUAUUUACGUACGUACCCAUGCAGCGUACACGUACGACGAAUGCAUCGAACGUACACUUCUCACACCCUCUGAAAACAGGAAAUGAUUCGAGCUGCGAGGAAAAACAGAAUGAAAAAAGAACACAGCAAGAUAAAUAUGCAACGUGUAUACCUACGUAAUACGCGACCGAAGGCACGUAUCAGUUGCAUUAUCUGUAUUCCGUGCGCUGCGCUGUGAAUGAAUAUACGUACGUACGUACGUACGUACAAUAUAUGUACAACCGUAUAGUAUACGGAUGUAUCACAUGGCUACGCGUCGUCUAUCGCCUAGGUAUAAUAGCGUUAAUACCUGUACGGCAUAUGCGCACCAACGAAUGUAUUCGUGGGUUUACGACUGGGUGUGGGAAAGUCUUGUAUCUACUCCAACCGCACGGGUUUGACCUUGACAAGGAUACAGGCAUUAAAAAGAGGCGGUGAGUCGGAGGUUGAUGAAAAUGUAGAUAAUUUAUUUGAUGUUCUUUCCCCGCCCGGAGCUGCCGCUGAUCGGAGGUGAUGCCCGUGGUGCCGCAAAGAAAACGUAUACUAAGAGUCUGGAAUAAGGUAUCUAUUUAUUCGAACGUUCGGAUAGUUUGGAUCCUAUAUACCCAUAAUGACAGCUACGGCGAUAAUAAUAACAGUACGUACGAGUAUAGCGAGUGCAGGACGUGCAUGCGUGUUGCCGGAUCGUUACGAAGAUUAUAAUUAAUAAAUAGGCACUUUUACUCGGAUAUAAAAAUUUUCUCAUAGUACGUUCGCUGCGUCUCGGUAGUUUAUAGAAGUCACCUCGGAACACGGUGUGUAUAGUAUACCUGACACGAGACGGAAUAAUAAUACUUUUAUACGGGCAUUCGAGAAUAUUUGUCUUACGUGGAAUGCCGUUGAUAGCCACGCGGCUUUCUUGGACCCAGAUCAUCCCGUUUCUUGGCUCGCUCGUUCGCUCUUAUAGUCAUUACAGGGUUAAUUGAUUAAUUAACUUACAUUUACAAGAACGUUACGCUCCGCGAAUGUCCUCUUAUUGUUAUUGUUGUUCCCGACCGCGUGGCGCGCGAUAUUCUCGUUCGUUCCUUAUCACACCGAUCGACGAAAGCCGUUGGUCAAAUUUCGAGCAAAUAAUUACGUUCUUACUCACAAUCCACACAUAACCGCUUUCGACGAUCUUCGGCGUGUACUAUGACUUGUUUUGGAAAUCGCGUAAGACGCACGCACUAGAAAUGGAAGACCCAAGCCUUGAACUACUUCCCACGCGGAAGCUGUCAUAUUAUGCUAAGUAUAGUCAUAAGCGUCGCCUCAGUCAACCUUAUUAGUUCAUUCUUUAAAUAGAUUCAUUAUUCUGUUAAAAGCGGGCGUGGUGUUUAAACUUGAAUUAAGUCCGACGCUGCAAUAAGAUGAACAUUGAAGUCAUGCGGAUCCCGCGCGAUAAUUGGACUCUAAAAUUAUGAGGAAAAAAAGGGUGCGGAGGAAAUCCUGUACAUGGAACAACGUGCACCCCCGAAGGUGAAUUGUUUUACAAUCGCAUGAGACGAAGGUCCGUCGUUUAUUUGGCGGUAUCGGUGAGUUCGAUACCGACUCACAUGCCUCUGGCUGGCUUCAUCUCGCCACGCUUCGUUUCGUUUCUUGCUCUCUCGAUUCUCUCUAGAGUCGACACUCAAAGGCCAGAGCGUACAGAAUGAGCACCCUACACCGAUACGGUCCAGAGAAAAGAGAGAGAAAAAGAGCGCCGAACAGGCGGCGCAGGGGGAAAAGGGAGAGACCGAGAGAAUGAAAUAAAGAAAAGGAAAAUCAAAAGAAAAAACGGUUCGAGAGACGACGAGGCGAGUGUGUAAGUCUGUAUACCAGAGAACGUGACCGAGCUACGAGUUUAAAAGAGGAUGUAGAGCGCGAAGUGGUACGGAAAAAUCCGAACGAUCCCGAAGUUGUAGCCAACAUGAGCAUGAAUGGAGUAUCACGGUCCCCGUGCAGGACAAGCGACCGAGCGAGCGACCGACAGCAGCAGCAACAGCGUACGUCGCCGCGUCCCGCGGUGUAGAGAGCGGGGCAUCGGGGCAAUCUCUUGCUCUUUUACCGAUGGCGCUGAAGUUCGGGGGGCAGGAGGGGUUGAAAGUUGCGGGUUGUUUCAGCGGCAGGGAGGGGGAGUUAAAAAGUCGCGCACGCGCGUUACCGAUCUCCCCUGUGUCCCUCUGGGGCAAUGGCAAGAGCAAGAGCAGCAGCGGCGGGCAGCAUCAGCGGCAGCUCGAAGGAAAGGCAACGGCAGCAGGCAGCGGGAAGAACGGAGCACAGAACCCGCCUUGCUUAGCUGUUUCCCCUCUUCGCUCUCCUCUUCGGCGGUUUCGGUCGCUCGUCUCCCUCCCUUUCCUACCCCUUCCAUCCCUUUGGAGAGGAACAAGCGAACAGCGAACGGCGAUCGUGGCGACUCGGAGAACCCGGCUUCAGAAACGAGCAAGUAUCCGUCGCGAGUGUGACGCUGCGCGCCCAAGAGUGAUGUUAGGAAUAAAUCGAGUUUUUUAAAACCUCUUGUACUAUGCCAGUGCGAACGGACAACUAUUAAUAAAUAAUAACUAAAUACGAAA